CGGUGUUAUGUGCAGAGAGUGGAGCAAAGGAGGGAGUGUGUGGCGGAAUGGAAGAUGACAGUGAGGAAUACUCCUCUGAACAACGGGCUCGCCGGCCCAUGAACGCCUUUCUGCUGUUCUGCAAACGACACCGUUCACUGGUCCGGCAGGAGCAUCCGCGACUAGACAACCGGGGAGCCACUAAGAUCCUGGCGGACUGGUGGGCCGUACUAGACCCCAAAGAAAAACAGAAAUACACAGACAUGGCAAAGGAGUAUAAGGAUGCGUUCAUGAAGGCUAAUCCUGGUUACAAAUGGUGUCCUGCCACCAACAAGCCAGUAAAGAGUCCUUCUCACUCUGUGAGUAACUCCCGCAAGAAAGUCUGGUCUCUUCCAACCAACCCUAGCAAGGAAUCUUCAGUUGCCAAAAAACAGCCCAAAACUGACAGCACACCCCAGCUCAACUUCGCCAUGGCUGAUCCCAAUAAGAUGGGUGGCUUAAGCAUGCUGCUUUUAGCAGGGGAGCACGCACUGACCACCAGAGAGAUUUCCUCCAGCUCUUCCCAGACAGGAUGCACAGAUGUUGCUAAGCACACUGGGAAAUCAGCCCUUUUCCAGCUGGCUGAGAUUUCUUCCAGUCCGGUGCAGCCAGCUGGGGGAAGUAAGAACGCUGAGGACACAAGCUCUCUCACACAUGUAGAGGCCUCUGGACCAUCUCAGCCAAGUUCACCAGACCUGCCCAAGAGUUGUGUGAAAUCACCCUUGUUUCAGCUGGCUGAGCAGAUCUCCUCCAGUAGGUCUCAGUCAGCGUCUGAGGGGAGGCAGUGCGGCCAGUCGGCUCUUUUCCAGCUCGCUGAGAUGUGUUUGGCCUCUGAGGCUGAAAAGAUGGAAGCUCGAUCCUCCCAGCCCUCUGGUGGUUCCUCCUCACUCUGUGCUCAGCACAGCUCAAGUAGCAGAGUCACCACAGAACACGAAGACACUCCUGAACUUCCUGUCACCACAUCAUCAUCAUCAUCAUCCUCUACCUCCGGAUCCACCUCGUCCUCCCCUACUGACACCACCCCAUCUGAUCUCAGCCCGUGUAAGACGCUGAAGAAGAAGAAAAAGAAGAAAGAAAAUAAAGACUCGGAUGAAAAUCCUGCAUUGCCCAAAAAGGCAAAGAAGCGCCAUUCGCCCGAGUCGGACCUGGACAGCGUGAUGUUCACCAUCGAAGCAGUAGCAAAAGGUGCUUGGGGCUCGGAAGAAACACCCAGGAAGAAAGCUCGUCCCUCAGGGAGUGAGAGCAGCCCCACAACGGACCAAUCUCCAGCGGUGAAGAAGAAAACAAAACCUAAAUCGAAAAAACAGUUGAAGUUAAAAGACGAUGACGCGGAGGAAGAGGAAGAAGGGGAGGAAGAGACCAAUAAACCGCAGGACGUAGAGAUGAAAACUGAGGAAGCUCCUCUGACCCCUAAAGAUGAAUGUGAGAAUGAGCCAGACAUGAAGGUGGAGCCCCCUUUUGGCGUGGAGGACACGUCACCACACUGCUCUCCUCCUCAUUCUACAGAACUGGAGGAGAAAGACACAGACACCAAACCACCUCAAACCAGACAGGAAGAUAGAGAGCAAGAUGUUAAGCCAGAGGCCUGUGGGUCCAGGAAGUCAGAACGAAGCUGUAAAGGAGCGCUUUAUAAGACUCUGGUGUCCGAAGGGAUGCUUACAUCACUGAGAGCAAAUGUAGACAGAGGGAAAAGAGGGUCCAUGCGAGGAAGUGUGUCCGAUCAUGAGGGCAGCUGGAAUGAUGAGAGCUGGGGAUUUUCUCAAGCUGCUACCAGCAACCCAAAAAAGCUCAAGAAGUCCAAGUCUAAAGAGGAAACCACCCCAGGGCUAGGAAAGCUUGAAGAGGAGUUCGAGAAAAAGUUCAACAGCUUACCGCAGUACAGCCCCCUGACUUUUGACAAAAAGAGCGUGGCGGUAACCAAGAAGAAAAAAAACAGUAUGUCCAGCCCUCCUGAACCGACCAAACCCUGCAAGGGUUCAUCUUCAUCUCAGAAAAAGACCUUAUUCCACAAGAUAGUGAACAAGUACAAACACAGGAAGGAGAAAUCCAGUGCCGCAGACAAAGACGUUGUCCCAACUGACCCAACUGUGGGUACAGAAUCAAGUCCAGUGGUGAAGUCGGGCAGUCCGUGUGUGUCUCCCUCUCCUGAACCCCAGAAGGUUCUGGAUACGCCUGUGGGCAGUCAGAAGAGGAAGGCCAGGAAGAGUAAAAUCACACACUUGGUGCGCACGGCUGAUGGCCGAGUGUCACCUGCAGUGGCAGAAGACAAAUCCAAGGAUCAGACCAAGAAUCAGGAUGAAAAGCCAUUCACUCAAGAGACAUUAUGCAAUAGGGGGGUCUGCUACAAUGACCCCAGAUCAGCGGAAGCGGACUUGACGGAUGUGCCCGGCAGCCUCCCGGCUUUCUUCAGCUUGGCUGCUCUGGCUGAGGUUGCAGCCAUGGAGAAUGUGCACAGAGCCCAGCGUGCUGUGGGCAUCCCCACUGAAGGUCAAGUGAAGGACAUGGCUCCUGUGCUGAUUUCCUGUGCGGACCAGUGAGGCCUCAGCCUGGCCCGGGACGGGUUUAGUCCGGACUGGGCUUAUGUAUGGACAUGCUGGGGCCUUAAUCUUGACCCUCGGCCUCAGAUGCCGGGGGGAAAGAGCGAACGAGAGUGAGAGAGACUGGAAAGGGAUGAGGGAAGCUCUGAGCCGGAUGAAGAUGUUUUAUCCCAGAAGCUUUCACCUUACACCCAACCCCAUCCUCCCUCCCUCUCACCCCCUCAGGGCCCUGGGGGAGCCAAUUCUGGUCCCUACGCCUGUUUCCUCUGGUGACUCCGGACCAGUUGUCAGACUUUACAAUCUGCAAGAAAUGGCUACUAUUUAAGGUCAAGUUUUGCCUACAAAAAGUGCAUUUGAAGCAAGUGCUCCCUCUCGGUCUUUCUCUAUCUUUACGUUUCUGUUCCUGGUCUGCUUCAUUGCACAAACGUCUUUUUCACACAGCAGCAUACACCUUCUCUCAGUCAGAGGAAUGUUUUGUGGCUUCCUGCACCCCUUUCUUGCUCUGAUUCUUAUGAAGAGAGAGAGAAUUAGUGUUUUCAGACUGCUUAACCUCAUACCUCACAAACCUGUUCAGAUUUGUUCUCUGCACAGAAGCACCACCUUCACCUUCAUAAUGCACAGUCGAUACCUAGAUGCCUCUUUCUUUCAAGCAAUGACCCUCAAUGUGUCUCGGUGCCUCUGUAGAUGACAGUUGUUCAGAGAUAAACCACUUGUUUUCCACUCACAGACAGCAGCGAUGUGUCGGGGGCAAGCCGGAUGUUUGCGCAAGCUGCGCUGCGGUCGUUGAGCAGGGUCCAAAAUUAG
Messenger RNA from Sinocyclocheilus grahami, 3359 nucleotides. It is a transcript of the gene bbx, whose product is annotated as BBX high mobility group box domain containing. The transcript has 14 exons. Lineage: Eukaryota; Metazoa; Chordata; Actinopteri; Cypriniformes; Cyprinidae. Gene Ontology annotation, biological process: regulation of transcription by RNA polymerase II. Gene Ontology annotation, molecular function: RNA polymerase II transcription regulatory region sequence-specific DNA binding; DNA-binding transcription factor activity, RNA polymerase II-specific. The record is from RefSeq and is a predicted model, not a curated record. Bases 48 to 2555 code for a protein of 835 amino acids. Gene Ontology annotation, cellular component: nucleus.